AUGAUACCAUUUGCCGAAAGCGAUUGCGUCAAGAGGGGUUUGAACGAUGCUCAGUCCGACGAGCACGUCGGUCAUCGAACAGAGGAACCGCAGGGCAAGCGUUUGAGGCUUGACGAAUCGCCAUCGGGUGAUGUCACACCACGCUCGCUAGCCGAGCAGCCACAUACUUCGACGGACGAGGCAAAACUCGAUCAUGCUCAGAAAGAACAAGAAAUGGAAUCUACAGAGCAGACCCUUGAUCACCAUGUCAAAGGCACCCUCCAAUAUGCACAUCUAUCCUUACAAAGCGGCUGUUCUACUGCCACCUCCGCAAAUGCUUCAAAGGUCACAGCACAACCCAGCUUCGUUUCACCUGUCAAACCUUCUGCUGUGCGUUCCAGACUCACAAAGCCCUUUCGAUCACCGCUCGUCAAGAGCUCCACGGUAUCAAACUCGUCAUCUGCAGCUCCAUCCGACAGGGCCAUCAACCUGCAUGGUGGUGCAGUGCACUCUUCACCCAAGAAUACGCGAGUCAUCAAUUACGGCAAGCUAUCGACAACAGGGAUUGAUGGUUCUCCGCCUGUUCCUUCCAACUAUCGAUUUUUACGUGCUGCUAGCAAGGGGGCGGAGGCAACAACAAGGGGAAAGGACACCGAGCUCGAGCAGCUGCAGCUGCGGAUCAGAAGGCUAAAACAGGCAAUCAAGUAUCUAGGAGAGGACAAUGACAAGCCUUUGCAAGAGUCAAUCGAUCUGUGGCGCGCCAAGGGACAAGAAGCGGCGUCGGAGCUGUUUAACAAGUUCCCUCCUCCGGAUCCCGACGCUGAAACUCGAGCCUCUUUUGCUUCUACUCGGAGUGGCGGGUACGGCAUUCAUGGCUUCGGCGACGAAGAAAAAAGUACUCCUGGAAGCGGAGGACGCUUGGCGGACUCUUGGGGCUGGAGCAGCCAUCCGCAACCUGCGGCAUACAACGAGGCAUAUGGACUAGAAGAAGCCGAGGAGAGCCGCAAAGAGGCCGAGGAACAACUUCAAGAGGGGGAAGGUGAUGGUGAAAGCUGCGCCACGAAUGGCAGCCGGGGCCAGCGCUCGAUGAAGACGGCGUGGAACAUUGGCUAUAUGCUAGAGAAAAUCGGUCUCCCGAAGGCUAUCUUGAGGUGGGACGAUACGGCCGAAGACUUUGUCUCUUGA
Tilletiaria anomala UBC 951 is the source of this 1164-nucleotide messenger RNA. RefSeq lists its product as uncharacterized. NCBI's taxonomy places the organism in Eukaryota, Fungi, Basidiomycota, Exobasidiomycetes, Georgefischeriales, Tilletiariaceae. Bases 1 to 1164 code for a protein of 387 amino acids. The transcript is spliced from 5 exons. The record is from RefSeq and is a predicted model, not a curated record.